AGUACAAUAUGUAGGGAUAUUUAGAUAAUCAAAUAAUGUUUACCUAGCAUGAUUAAACAUCAGCUCAUGUCAUGACGACAGUCUCUAAGAAACUUCUGUUUACCACAAAGUGUUUUAGUUUUAAUCCUUGCUGUGACUCUAGCAGAGAGGGAGUCCAAGAAUGAAGAGCUUAUAUGAGGUUACGGGAUGGGUACUUAGUUCCUUUGGGAUUACAAGCAUUUUUUCUGGAAUUUUGGCUUUUUUUCCUGCUUUUUCUUACAAGCCUUGGUUUGUUGGCUGGAGUGUUCGAAUUGCCUGUCCCAUCUGGAAUGGAGCUGUGGCUCUUAUUGCUGGCAUGCUUGUCCUUCUGGCUGACAGACAACACACGCAAAGAUCGCUGUGGGAAGCUAGUUUCAGUUUUGGAGUACUGAGCAUCACAGGCAGCUCGAUUCAAUUUGCUGUUGCCAUUGCAGCCACCCUCCUGGGUCCAUACUGCUACUAUUCUUUUGCAGGGAUUGCUGGGACCAAUUAUCUUGGUUACGCGGUUCUCAUCCCUUUUCCCUACACCAAAUUCACAGCUAUCUGCAAGGACCCAUUGUCCUACGAGUGGUACCAUCUAGUUCUACAAAUACUAGACCUUUGCUCCAGUUUUGCUAUGUUUUGUGCAUCUUUAGCUUUUGUCAUCAAGCUCACUGUAAGACUACUUCAGUUUGGACAUUUAAAUGGACAAAGACAUGUAUGGUAGACCAUCAUUUUAGGACAUUUCUGCACAUCUCUUGGACUAUGAUAGUAUCAGUCUUUGGUAGAACACUUUUCAGUUAACGUGAGUAUAUUGUUAUUUAUUUUAUUUCUCCCUCAAAAUGGUUUUUUUUUUUAAUAAAGAGUUGGUUGCACUGAUCUAAAUGUGAAAUUUUUAAGCCUUAACCAAGUAUAUGGACAAUACUGAAUAUCUACACUGAGAUUUAAAAAAAAACCCAACCAAAUAAACCAAAACUAAAGUUCCACUACUACAAAUACAUAUCCAUGUAUUUGUCUGCCUCUGCUGUAUCUAUUUUCUCUUUGACAGGUGCCCUCACUGUCAAUUAAUGAUGACUGAAGUAUAUAUUCAGCCAACUCAGAAGGAAAAUAGCUUACAGCUUCCACCCAAAUGCAUUCAACCUUUACAACAAUCAUGUUCCUCUAAGAGGCUAGGGACAGACAUUCAAAAAGCUGGAGCCUGAACUGAUUCAAUCUUUGCAGG
This is a messenger RNA of Gavialis gangeticus (Gharial), 1219 nucleotides long. RefSeq names its product transmembrane protein 212 (gene TMEM212). The coding region runs from base 161 to 724 and encodes 187 amino acids. The transcript has 4 exons. Lineage: Eukaryota; Metazoa; Chordata; Crocodylia; Gavialidae. The record is from RefSeq and is a predicted model, not a curated record.